Molecule: messenger RNA, 4508 nt
Organism: Amoebophrya sp. A25
Lineage: Eukaryota; Dinophyceae; Syndiniales; Amoebophryaceae
Source: the annotation of a GenBank genome assembly
AUUGCAGCACCCAGACUGUCAUGCAGCUCCCCGAUGUCUGCUGCCGGAGGGGGCGAACGCACCACCUCCUCAAGUGCCACUGCUGCGACACAGGAAACUCUUGACCCUGUUCCCGAUGAGGAAGCUUUGUUCCAACUGCUCAAGGAUGGUCGCUUUCGUAAUGUUGUUGUCCUUACUGGCGCUGGUGUCUCGACGAGUUGCGGCAUUCCCGAUUUCCGCUCCAAAAACUUCGGUCUCUUCGACAAGAUCAGUCGAAAUAACGGCCUAAUACAUCGUUUUCCGGAGUUAAUUGAUCAACCCGAUCUCUUCUUCAAUCGCGCUUUUGUCGAAAAGUACGGUCCAAAGGUCUGGGAAAGCGAUGUCCUUAGACUUCUGAAAGACAUCCAUUUGGCGCCGCCAAGUCCUACGACGAGUGCGAAUCUGGAUAUUUACGAAUCAUUGAAGGAUCCAGACUCUCAGGCGGAAAAACAGGAUCAUGGGCCUGGAGAUGCUCCCACUCCGUGUGAAAACAAGAACUCUUCAUCUUCAACAAUUUCUAGCAAGAGUAAGAAGAACAAGAACAAAGCAGCCCGGUCUCUGUCUGGCGUGAGUACAGCAUCGGCGAGCACCACCUCUUCAACGGCGGCACCGGAUGUCGACUAUGCGACGGACAGCGAAUUAUUUCCGCCUCAGGUAGCAGAGCAGGCAAGAACAGCAUCGACCACAGACAAUGGGACGAAUGCUGAACAAUAUCACCGAACAACAAAAAGUGAAAGUAAGAACUCUGACUUGGAGACGAUCCAGCCAUCACUUACACACCUAUUCUGCGGUUGGCUUCAUCAGAAAGGCUUUUUGCGUCGCGUCUACACGCAGAACAUUGACGGGCUACACACGCAAGCGAUUAAGCAUCUCGAACCACAAGAUCAAGCGCAUGGUAGUCAUUUCUGUUAUUUCUUCUUUUUGUAAUAUCUGUUACCACUCUGCUUCCUUUAUUUUGGCAUAAUAAUAAACUCGAAAACAACGUUAACGUUAUAACAUAUAUUUAUAUAUGUACCAGGGAGGGAGGCCCCCCCCCCCUGUGGAUGGAUCUGGGGUGGACCACGCCAGAGGGGUCCAGCCUGGCCACCUUUGCGCGGUCUGUAUGGUUGGCCACAUGCAGCACGCCAAGGGGGUGGGUCCCGCCUUGCCUCCUCUGCCAGCUCUGUCGGGUACCGCAACACGCCCGAGGGCGCCAGCCUUGCCACCUUUGCCAGGUCUGUAGGGUACAUGCAACAAGGCAGCGGGGCCCUGCCUUUGCCUUUGCCAGGUCUGUAGGGUACAUGCAACAAGGCAGCGGGGCCCCGCCUUUGCCCCCUUUGCCAGGUCUGUAGGGCACAUGCAACAAGGCAGCGGGGCCCUGCCUUUGCCAGGUCUGUAGGGUACAUGCAACAAGCCAGCGGGGCCCUGCCUUUGCCUUUGCCAGGUCUGUAGGGUACAUGCAACAAGGCAGCGGGGCCCUGCCUUUGCCCCCUUUGCCAGGCCUGUAGGGGACAUGCAACAAGGCAGCGGGGCCCUGCCUUUGCCCCCUUUGCCUGGUCUGUCGGGUACAUGCAACAAGCCAGCGGGGCCCUGCCUUUGCCCCCUUUGCCUUUGCCAGGUCUGUAGGGUACAGGCAACAAGGCGGGAAGGGGUCAGAAGUGGGCGCUUUGAGGCCUUCCCGCCCGGCAGCCCCUCGAAAAGAGGGGCCGGGGCUGGCAGGCCCCCCCCCCUUCAAAAAGUUAGAUCGGGGGGGGGGGCCUCCAGCCCUGAGCCCUGGAACACAUAUAAUAUACAUAUUCUUUUUAUUGCGUUUCAGGCGACGCAGUUGAGCGCAUGGUGAUGCCGGUUAUUGAGGAGAGAAUCCGAAGUCAGAUGGAGAAAUUAGCCGCGGCGCAGCGUGAAAAGGACAAGGCGAAAAAUUGUGAAUUAUCUGACACUGAAAGACAGAAAGAAGGGGGUGCGAGCAUUGGCGAGACUCUUCUUUUUCGACCGACCCAAAAUCUCAUCGGGAAACUGUGUAACUUGCUUUCGAUUUCGCGUCGCCCGUCGAUGGAGACGGGUUCUGGUUCUGAUGCAGAUCAGAACAAAGGUUCUGCGUCGUUUCUGGGAGGUAAUAGUAAAAGUGAUUGCAGCAGAAGCGCCGCGGCCGCGCUUGGCCGAGAUAACGCGCAUCAGGAGCAAUCAAGCGUAGCCCAAGAGGAAGAUCAUCAUCAUGGAACUGGAAGCGUUUCGGGCUCCGCUGACGAAAAGCUAGAAAACAAGUGUCCUGGGCUCAUACACCAGAAGAGCGCAGUUACUACCGGUUCAUCAGGUACAGGUUCGGGGUGCACUAAGCAUCAUGGAAAACAUAAGGUCGUGAAGAAUCUGCACCUAUUGCCCCCGUCUCACAUUGUCGAGUGCCACGGCAACUUGCGGCACCCGCCUUCCCUCGUUCUCUACGGCGAUCAGCUGCCCAUGCGGCUCCAUGACUGCCUCUGCUUCGAUUUUCCUGGUGACACCCCGAUGUCUCCUUUUACCUCGCCCCGCAGUAGUCCUGGUAAACAUGGUAAACAUGGACACCAUGGACACAAGGGCCACAACAAGCAUCACACCUUUGCCAGCUUGGCAACCGGGAACAAAAACAAACACGGAAAACACCAUGCAGCAGCUGGGUCUCAUGGUCAUCACAUAAACGCCUCGUCGCCCUCUUCUUUUAAGGUUUUCCGCAUUACAUUCUCCAAUCACAUCCUUGGCUUCUUUUCAAGCGGCAAGAAAUUAAUUUAAUAGGUGAAGGAUAGAAGGAUGUUCUGAAGAGCAAGAGUGUAUGUGUAGUAAUGGUAAUGCUGCAAGCUUUAAUUUCUCUGGUUCUUCCAGCAGCGGGGGGAGACACGCAGGCUUCAUGCCUGACUUGCCAGAAGAAGUCGACCUCAUUUUCGUCUUCGGGACUAGUUUGCAAGUGUCACCUUUCUGUGCGAUCCCGAACUUAGCUGCCAAGAACUGCGUACGCGUUCUCGUCAACUCGCCUCUGCAAGACUGCCUCGAGAAUGGAUGGAGCAAAAAGAAGCAGCGCAACAGUUGCAAAGUUCUUGACAAUGGUACCACAAGUGCUGCAGAAGAGGAAAAUCAACAUGUUGCUGUUGUUGAACAACCAGACAAUGCAACUGCAGUUCAGGUACUCCAGGCAGAGAAGGUAAAUAAGGCCAAAGGUGAGCAGGAAAAUGCGCUUAGCGCAUUUACGCAGCCGAAAGGGAAGAAGAAGAGGAAAAAACAACAACACGCUCAUCGUCAUCUGGAGAUGGCAAUUGAUACGCGAGAAGCAACGGAACUCGCAGAAAAGAAAAACGACCAUGCUUCAACUUCGCAGAAGCAGGCAGAUAUCGCUGCCGGCAGUCAUGAAGACGACACCCAUGGCUCCUCAAAAAACAACAUCAAGGAGGACGAAGAUGAGUCUUCAUCAUCCAAGGCCGUUGGCGUGCAGGACGUGUCUUCUACCUAUUUAGCAGGUAGAUUGGUCACUCUAAGACCGCAGUGGAAAGAGCCAAAACGUUUCCCACGGCAAUUGCUUGUCGACGAUAGGUGUGAUGCUUUCGUGGCGCGCUUUUUUAAUUACUUGUGGCAUGACGAGCACAAAUAACCGACGACGUAAAUCUAAAUGUAUUCACGGCUAUGACUAAUCAAGAAUCAAGACAUGAAAAUUUUUUCAUAAUUCCAUUUUGAUAGAAUCGUCACAACGAGCCAUGCUCAGUUUUAAUAUCUAGUACAUGCUCACGAUCUUUCUAAAUAUUCUCGCUUAGAAUAGGAGGACGCAGUCCAGAUCUUCAUCAGAGAAGAGGAAAACUCUCCUGAUCGAUAUCGUCGACGUUCGGUGUCAGGCCCGUUUUUACGUGAAAGUCAAGAUGGAACUGGAAGAAUUUUCUAGAUUUGUUGUCGCUUCAUCGAGUGGUGCACGAUAGAGGUUGUCACAAAAUAGCAUGUCGCUCAAAAUCACUUCCCCCGCGCUUAAAUGAUAUUGAGAUAGACUUGUUAUUGAUCAUGUACUUGUACAAUUCUGAUAGGAGAUACUUAGAAAUAGAAACUUCGUAAGUAAAGUUUGGACCAGGCUUUCUUAUUCUUUUUAAGUCGCACUUCUAGUAAGCGCAGGAGCACCAGCAGCCUUCAUCUACUCAUACUUUCUCGCCGUGGACCAUCUGUACUCUUCUUGUCACUCGAUAAUAGGUCCUCGUCCGUGAUUUCUAGAAAACGGCGCUGGCUCCCCACCUGUCAUAUUUGUUGUUAGUAAAUCAAUGUAAAAUCUACUUGUACAACACUAGCAACACCGAUCACAUACCACCAGCACGUGUUUUCCAUAGAACCCCGCGGCUCCAUCUACACGGGACCCGGCUUUCAUGGGCUGUGUAAAAACCGUCACAGAAACCUCCCCUGCUCCUCCCGAAAAGAAGUAUCCCUCUGUAGCCUUCCGGCAUGAGCUUGAUCAUGAUGCUCCCUAACAUUCAGCGUGAAUCGCAACUCCAAAAAUUCUUGAUAUCUACAAU